Rosa chinensis is the source of this 2628-nucleotide messenger RNA. Its product is annotated as heat shock protein 90-6, mitochondrial. Gene Ontology annotation, cellular component: perinuclear region of cytoplasm; plasma membrane; cytosol. NCBI's taxonomy places the organism in Eukaryota, Viridiplantae, Streptophyta, Magnoliopsida, Rosales, Rosaceae. Gene Ontology annotation, molecular function: ATP binding; ATP hydrolysis activity; ATP-dependent protein folding chaperone. The record is from RefSeq and is a predicted model, not a curated record. The coding region runs from base 68 to 2458 and encodes 796 amino acids. Gene Ontology annotation, biological process: cellular response to heat; protein folding; protein stabilization. The transcript is spliced from 20 exons.
UACUAAAACCCCAGCCCUUGUUCCUCAGUCACAGUUGAUCACUCUCUCUCGAUCAAUCUCAGCCACCAUGCACAGGAUCUCUCGCCGAUCUCUCUCCGCUCUCCUCCGCCACGCCGCACCUUACCGGAGCUCCGCCGCCCCAAUCUCUCACUCCGCCUCGGUGGUGGGAGAGACGGAUACCAAAGUCAGAUGGCACUCGGUGUUAGUCGGUGGGAAGUGUAACCCUGCCAAAUCCACAACUCAAAUAAACUUGAAAAAUGGCCUCUAUUUCGGCAACCGGUAUGAGUCCACUGCUGCAGCCUCGGAUGCAACAGCCGCACCACCUGUUGAGAAAUACGAGUAUCAAGCUGAGGUUAGUCGCCUUAUGGACCUCAUUGUUAACAGCUUGUACAGCAACAAGGAGGUGUUCCUUCGAGAGCUUGUCAGCAAUGCGAGUGAUGCCUUGGACAAGCUCCGGUUUCUUAGUGUUACAGAACCUGACCUUUUGAAGGGUGGAGGUGAGCUUGAUAUCCGUAUCCAGACUGAUACUGACAAUGGAAUCAUAAAUAUCACUGAUUCUGGCAUUGGAAUGACUCGGGAAGAGCUUGUGGAUUGUUUGGGAACAAUUGCACAAAGUGGGACUUCAAAGUUCUUGAAGGCAUUAAAGGAUACUAAAGAUGCUGGUGGUGACAGCAAUUUAAUUGGUCAGUUUGGUGUUGGCUUUUACUCCGCAUUCCUGGUUGCAGAUCGGGUUGUUGUCUCUACAAAGUCUCCGAAAUCUGACAAACAAUAUGUAUGGCAAGGAGAGGCAAAUGCUAGCUCUUAUACGAUUCAGGAGGAGACUGACCCUGAGAAGAUUCUCCCUAGGGGAACCCGCUUGACCUUGUAUCUGAAGCGUGACGACAAAGGUUUUGCUCAUCCAGAACGUAUUCAGAAGCUUGUGAAAAACUAUUCACAGUUUGUUUCUUUUCCUAUAUACACGUGGCAGGAAAAGGGAUACACUAAAGAGGUUGAGGUUGAUGAGGAUCCAGCUGAAUCCAAAAAAGAUGAGCAAGAUAACAAGACUGAGAAGAAGAAGAAAACUAAGACAGUUGUUGAGAAAUACUGGGAUUGGGAUCUCACUAAUGAAACACAACCAAUAUGGCUUCGCAAUCCUAAAGAAGUCACUACAGAGGAUUACAAUGAGUUCUACAAGAAUACUUUUAAUGAAUACUUGGAUCCACUGGCUUCUUCACACUUUACAACAGAGGGUGAAGUAGAAUUCAGGUCUAUAUUAUAUGUCCCAGCUGUUACUCCUAUGGGAAAGGAUGACAUGAUCAAUCCCAAGACAAAAAAUAUAAGGCUUUAUGUGAAACGGGUGUUCAUUUCAGAUGACUUUGAUGGAGAACUGUUCCCACGAUACUUGAGCUUCAUCAAAGGUGUUGUGGAUUCAAAUGAUCUUCCCCUCAACGUCUCACGUGAAAUUCUUCAGGAGAGUCGCAUUGUGCGGAUUAUGAGGAAGCGUUUAGUUCGAAAGGCCUUUGACAUGAUUCUGGGAAUAUCCAUGAGUGAAAACAGAGAGGAUUAUGAAAAGUUCUGGGAAAAUUUUGGCAAACACUUGAAACUGGGUUGCAUUGAAGAUCGUGAAAAUCAUAAACGUCUUGCCCCAUUGCUUAGAUUUUUCUCUUCCCAAAGUGAGGAUGUUAUGAUCAGCUUGGAUGAAUAUGUUGAGAACAUGAAACCUGAGCAGAAGGAUAUCUAUUUCAUUGCUGCUGACAGUGUGACAAGCGCAAGUAAUACGCCAUUCCUGGAGAAACUUCUUCAGAAGGAUCUUGAAGUACUGUAUUUAGUUGAUCCUAUUGAUGAGGUUGCCAUUACAAACCUAAAAUCAUACAAGGAAAAGAAUUUUGUUGAUAUUAGCAAGGAAGAUCUGAAUUUAGGGGAUAAGAAUGAGGAAAAAGAAAAGGAGAUUAAGCAGGAGUUUGGCCAAACAUGUGAUUGGAUCAAGAAGCGUUUGGGUGAUAAAGUUGCCAGUGUUCAGAUUUCAAACCGUCUUAGUACAUCACCCUGCGUUCUUGUAUCUGGGAAGUUCGGUUGGUCUGCCAACAUGGAGAGGUUGAUGAAGGCACAAACUGUUGGGGAUACUUCUAGCUUAGAGUACAUGAGAGGCAGAAGGGUCUUUGAGAUUAAUCCUGAGCACCCAAUCAUUCAAAACUUGAAUGCUGCAAGUAGAGUUAAUCCAGACGAUGCAGAUGCAAUGAGAGCUAUUGAUCUUUUGUAUGAUGCAGCUUUGGUUUCUAGCGGUUUUACUCCUGAGAAUCCAGCAGAGCUGGGUGGAAAGAUUUAUGAGAUGAUGGGGUUGGCUCUUUCGGGGAAAUGGUCUGCACCUGUUGCCGAGGUCCAGGAGGUUCAGCAUCAAGAAGCCGCACCACAGCACAACAGCACGGAGAUAUUAGAGGGUGAGGUGGUUGAGCCAGUCCAAGCUGGUAGCCAAAAAUGAGGAGCACAAAGCAAUUUAAUGUUUUUGGUUAGAGUUUAGGGGUGCACAAAGAAAUUUUCCUUAUGUCUGGAGAGAUAAGAGUAUCAUGAUGUAUUUCUCGAGAGUAGGCACUGCUAUGGCCAUGGCCUUAUUUAAUAAUAAAUUAUUAUUCUGACUAGUUCUUUCUUUCU